Molecule: messenger RNA, 1050 nt
Organism: Eptesicus fuscus (big brown bat)
Lineage: Eukaryota; Metazoa; Chordata; Mammalia; Chiroptera; Vespertilionidae
Gene: LSMEM2
Product: leucine rich single-pass membrane protein 2
Exons: 5
Coding region: 1-594 (197 amino acids)
Source: RefSeq, a predicted model, not a curated record
AUGGAUGGGAGUGACAGGGUUCCCCGGGAAGCCCUGGGCACAGGCACUGGUGGAAACCUGCCCUGCUGGGAGGCAGCCAGGCCUUCCCCGGCUUCUCCGAGGAGCCACUGCUGCCUCCAUCCUGUCCUGCUUCUGGGGCUGACAUCGGGCCCUGACUGCCCACCCAUCAUGCCAGAGGAGGCCCAGGAAGACACCAUGGCACCGGCACCGGCGCUGAGCCCGGGGAACCGGGCAUCACUGGCCAACCACGUGCAGGAGGUGCGCCUGCUCCGGGUGGAGUCCAUCAGCGACCUGCACAGCGGAGGCCUGCUGUGCCCCUACCUGGCCGAGGAGGCGCAGCCGUGGGGUGAGCUGCUGGGCCUCCUGCCUCCCGGCUGCGGCCGAGGGGGCUUCCUGAUGCUGCUCGCUCUGCUGGUGCUCGCCUGCCUGGCGCUGGCCAUCCUGGGGGUCUACCUGAGCGUGCUGCAGAGCGAAUCCCUCCACACAAUGGCGCAUACCCUGCACGCGCAGGAGGAGACCAUACUCAGGCUGCGGCUGGCCAGCCUCAGCCAGCUGCGGCGGCUCAACGCCAGCGAGGCCCGGGGGCCCAGCUGAGACGGGCCUGGCCUGGAGUCGGGGUGUGUGUGGGGAAUAAACUGGCCCGUGGCAGGUCCCUCCUCUCCCUCUGCUGCUCCACACCACGUCCUUGGGAGGUUUCUGUGCCAGAGCAGGAUCUGGCCCCACAGCUGACCGCCCGCCGGGCUUCUUCGGGCUGGGCCUGGCCACGGCUCCCGGGCCAAGGCCCUGCUUCGGGUGGCCCAAGGUCAGGGGACGCGAUGCCAGCGCCAGGCUCUUCCUGGGGCCGCCAGCAUGCCGUGGCCUCCCCGAGAGCAGGUUCUGAAGUCUAGAAACAGCUGCCCCACCCCACUCACCCCAACCUGGCCAGGCUUCCCAGAGGGGUUCCGGCCUCAGCUCUCAGGACAGGCCAGGCUGAGCAGGAGGGCCACCUGGGGAGGCUCCGGAGGGCACAGCAAGGCGGGGCUGGGAAGAGUGAGCUGGGCCCCAGCUGGG